This is a messenger RNA of Megachile rotundata (alfalfa leafcutting bee), 1017 nucleotides long. RefSeq lists its product as uncharacterized. NCBI's taxonomy places the organism in Eukaryota, Metazoa, Arthropoda, Insecta, Hymenoptera, Megachilidae. The record is from RefSeq and is a predicted model, not a curated record.
UUUCUGUACGUGACAAAUGCUGUUAAAUGACAUUAAUUUUGAUCUUUAUGUUCAGAAUACGUACAAUUGCAUGUUCUGUUUUAAAUUUACUAAUUAUGAAGAGAAUGGAUGAAGCAACUAUCGCAUCAGUAUUAUCUUCUACAUCCUUUUCACCAUGUUCACCUAAUGAAAUAGCUAUACGUUCAGGAGAUUGUGUUGAAGGUGGAGUCGAAGAAUGGUUGGAAGAUGAAGCGUUACCAGGAUUUCGAGUUUGGCAACUUGCUGGCAUAAUUCUUUCUAUUUUACUUAGUGUACUCAUUGGACUUUGCUGUUGUUUUCGAUUCAGAGUACCACGGACUAAACAAGAAAUAGAAGCUGAUUAUAUUAGGAAGAAGAUAACAAAAAACUUUAGACAUGAAUUAUCUAAAAUUAGUAAUGUGGAGAUGGAUGAUAUGGAUUUGAGAAAAGCAUUGCAUAAAAUUCAAAACAAGUUUGAGAUGGAAACUCAUGAAGUUCAGAAGAAUCAAGAAACAACCUACCAAAAUGUACAUGGAUUGCGAUCAAGAUUCAGUGCAAUGUUUAACAGGAUUCACUUUGCUAAAGAUGGGCAUACUAAAAUUGAUGCUAUAAUAUAAUAAAUUUACAGGGAUAAAAUUAACUACAACAUAUUCAAUUGCAAAUAAUUAAGUUGUGUGUGAUACAAUAGAAUUAAAGAAAUAGUAUGUUAGAAAAGAAUGAGUAAAUUCUACGCAGUAUCAAUUGACUAAAUAUAAUCUUUAUUUCAUGAUUAUAAUACAGAAAUCAAGUUACCUUACAUGCAACAAUAAUCUAUAGCAAAAGAUAAUACAUUUUGGAAAGCACUUAAUGGGACUAUGAUGUAUAUUACCUACCACAUUAUGAUUUAUUCAUUUAUAUAAUUAGCCGGUUAGUACUGUUAAAAGUGCAGACUUUUUACUAUUAUUGAAUUUUUAUAAAUCAUAUCCAAUGUAAGAGUUCAAUAUUGUUGAAAAGAAGAAUAAAAUUAUAGUACAAACUUUA